Molecule: messenger RNA, 1610 nt
Organism: Doryrhamphus excisus (bluestripe pipefish)
Lineage: Eukaryota; Metazoa; Chordata; Actinopteri; Syngnathiformes; Syngnathidae
Source: RefSeq, a predicted model, not a curated record
UGGGCUUCAAAAUUGAAGUUGGAGCGAGCGAGACCAUUUCAUCAAUUUUCUAUAGCGUUGCUGCAGACAACCUCAAUAUUCAUGUAUUGACAUUGAAGUAAAAUGUGAUUAUACGUGGCAGCUGAGUCAUGACUCGUUGCCUUCGCCUGAAGUUCAGUUUGGUUCAACGUUUGUGACGCUAAUCACUUCGUUCAUUAACGUGCACUUCCGGGUGUUAACAAUGAGGGGUGACACCCCGCUCAAAGCACCUCGAACUCGGCUACACGCUAGGAAGAGACGUCAAACAGGCCGAGUUUAUGAAACACUUCCUGAAGAGGAGGACCCGGAUGUGAGGAACACGAGAGUUGCUGGUCAAACAUUUUCUUUUCAUGUGAUCUCCGAGCCCUGGCCAUGUCCUCCAUCGCUGCAGUCGUCCAGCCAAAACAUCAGAAAAGUUCAUCAAAAUCUGCUCCUGGCAGCGACACCAGAGGGCGCCACAACUCAGAACAUGGACUCAAGUUUCAGCUCAGAUGAUGAUGAGGAUGAUGAGGAUGAUGAGGAUGAUGAGGAUGAUGACGACGACUACUACUCCUCAACCAGCAGCAGUGUUCCCUCUCCAGAGAUCUUCAGACAGGAGCACUACGCGGCAGGCGCCUUUCAUUUCCCCGUCGAGGACGAUGUGCUGGAUCUCUACGAGCAGGUGAAGAACUCCACCUUGCUGAGCGCUGCCCACGCCGCCAGCAUCCACAGACACCGCCCCCCCAACCUGUCCACCAUCCUGGAUGACUCCAAAGGGCUGUCUGACACAAACUGCCAGAUCAGGGUCCCAGCUGACUUGGGACAGGAACUGGGGUACGGACUCGACUGGUCGCCUUCCAAUCACAGAGAUGGCGGAGGGACUGUGGAGGCACCAUUUGGCGUCCAAUCUGCCGACAAGUCUUUGAAGAGGAAGUCACCCGAUGUAAGCUACAAACAUGGAAUCGUGUCUUCAUUUAAACGACACGCCGAUCAAGCGUCAUCUCCUCAGCCGUCGUCCAUCAGGAGGAACAUCAAGUGCAGGAAGGUGGUACGCUUCAAAAGCCCCAUGGUGGCUGAGGGGAGCAGCCCAAUGCCGGCAGAGGAACAUUCCGGGCCGGAGUCAGCCAGGUUCUUUGACUUGCCCAGCCAUUCCGACAUGGAGGAGUUCUUCCGCGGAGCCGAGGAGCGAUGUACUCAACUCGCAGGGGUGCCUUUGCUUCCUCUCACGGUUGCACCGAAGCAGACGUAGGCAAAGAAGUGACUGCAUAAUAUCCUGUCGCACGCCUUGCAUGGAAACAGGGUGUUUGGAAACAGCCAUCAAUGCAACAGACCACAGGCCAGUGGUCCUGUCAUGAAAAGGGGACACACACACUAAUGAAUGCUACAAUACACUUCAGUCAUACAAACGCCUUACGUUGCAUGGCUUGGAACAAAGGUGCGUACUGCUGAAUGACCACUAGAUGUCAGACUUUUCCCAAUUCUCGACCAGACUUCUUUUCAAACUGUAUGUGUAUAUAGUUUAAGUUGCAUUCAGUAGAAACGUAAUGUAAAAUGUCGUCUUUGUGUUAUACAAGUCUCUUGUCUCUGCCAAAAAAUUUGUCAAAUAAAUGUUU